This is a messenger RNA of Sesamum indicum (sesame), 3339 nucleotides long. Its product is annotated as Prolyl oligopeptidase family protein. Gene Ontology annotation, molecular function: serine-type endopeptidase activity. The record is from RefSeq and is a predicted model, not a curated record. Gene Ontology annotation, biological process: proteolysis. NCBI's taxonomy places the organism in Eukaryota, Viridiplantae, Streptophyta, Magnoliopsida, Lamiales, Pedaliaceae.
CAGUACCAACUCUUGUUCAGUGUCAUUGCAGGCCUCUGCCCGCUGCGGCCGCGCGUACCCAAUCAAACCUCGCCGCAAAAGAGAUUCCAAAAGGAUUACACAAUUACACCUGUGCUUUUUUUAACGCCAUUAUUACUUCAUACUUGUACCUCCACACUAACACUAACAUGCGCCUUCACAAAGUCUACCACCGCUUCUCUCUCUUUCAUUUCCCCAAACCGCCUCUCCUCCUCUCCUCCACUCCUCACUUUCUCUCUCUAAAUCCCUCUGCCCCUCCUCCGCUUCAAUUCAUCAGCCGUUCUUCAUCAACUUCAUCAGCUGCCCUUAGAGCCAAAGCUAUGAGAUUCCGGAACGUCGUUCCCGUCAACGCCUUUGAGAACGACGGCGCCUCUAACGGCGCCGCUCGUUCUUCAUCCUCCACCACUGACUGUGAAGAUUCAUCCUCGGGAAAUGGAUAUUGCCUUCCUCCACGGGAGAUUAGAGAUAUUGUUGAUGCACCACCGCUUCCAACACUAUCAUUCUCUCCCAAUAGGGAUAAAAUACUAUUCCUUAAGAGGAGGUCGUUACCUCCUUUGGCUGAAUUGGCUAGACCCGAGGAAAAACUUGCUGGCGUCCGCAUUGAUGGAAAAUGUAAUUCGCGAAGUCGAAUGUCAUACUAUACUGGCAUUGGAAUCUACCAGAUAAUGGAUGAUGGUACCUUGGGCCCUGAAAAAGAAUUAUCUGGGCUUCCAAGUGGUGCUAAAAUCAAUUUUGUCACAUGGUCAAAUGAUGGUAGCCAUCUGGCCUUCAGUGUACGAACAGACGAGGAGGACGGCAGGAGUAGCAUGCUAAAAGUAUGGGUAGCUGAUAUUGAAGCGGGGCAGGCUAGACCCCUUUUUGAGGCACCAGAUAUUUUUCUAAAUGCAGUUUUUGACAACUUUGUGUGGGUAAAUAACUCAACCCUGUUGGUUUGUACUAUUCCUCUAUCUCGUGGAGGUCCUCCAAAGAAACCUCUGGUUCCUUCUGGUCCUAAGAUCCAAUCUAAUGAACAAAAGGAUAUCAUUCAAACAAGAACAUAUCAAGAUCUUCUGAAAGAUGAGUACGAUGAAGAUUUGUUUGAUUACUAUGGGACUUCACAACUUGUUCUGGUUACUCUGGAUGGAUCAGUUAAGCCAAUUGGAUCUCCAGCUAUAUAUACGUCAUUAGAUCCAUCUCCAGAUGAAAAGUAUAUUAUGAUUAGUUCGAUGCACAGGCCAUAUUCUUUUACUGUACCGUGUGGGCGAUUCCCCCGAAAGGUUGAUCUCUGGACAGCUGAUGGGAAAUUUCUAAGGGAACUUUGUGAUUUACCGCUUGCUGAGGAUAUUCCCAUUACACAUAAUAGUGUUAGAAGAGGAAAACGCUCAAUCCAUUGGAGAGCAGAUAAGCCGUCAACACUUGUCUGGGUUGAGACACAGGAUGGUGGUGAUGCCAAAAUUGAAGUCUCUCCACGUGAUAUAAUUUACACAGAACCUGCUGAGCCAAGGGAAAAUGAGGAGCCAGUUGUUUUGCAUAAACUCGAUUUUCGCUAUGGGGGGAUCUCAUGGUGUGAUGAUUCUCUUGCAUUAGUUUAUGAAUCUUGGUAUAGAACACGGAGAUUACGGACCUGGAUUAUAUCACCUGGAUGUGAGAGUGCGAGUCCUCGGAUACUGUUUGAUAGGUCUUCUGAAGAUGUUUACUCAGACCCUGGUUCUCCGAUGCUGCGGAAAACUUCUAUAGGCACUUACGUGAUUGCAAAAAUCAAGAAGGAAAGUGAUGAAGGCACAUAUCUCUUAUUAAAUGGAAGCGGUGCUACUCCACAAGGGAAUAUUCCCUUUUUGGAUUUAUUUAACAUAAAUACAGGUAAUAAAGAACGAAUAUGGGAGAGCGACAAGGAGAAGUAUUAUGAGACUGUUGUUGCUCUGAUGUGUGAUCAGGAUGAAGGGGACAUAUAUGUUAAUCAGUUGAGAGUAUUAACUUCUAAAGAAUCUAAAACUGAAAACACACAAUAUUUCAUACUUAGUUGGCCAGAAAAGAAAGCAACACAGGUUACAAAUUUUCCCCACCCGUAUCCUCAGUUGUCUUCAUUAAAGAAAGAGAUGAUUAGGUAUCAGAGGAGCGAUGGGGUUCAACUUACUGCGACCCUAUAUCUUCCACCUGAUUAUGAUCCUGCAAGAGAUGGACCCCUUCCAUGUUUAAUGUGGUCUUAUCCUGGAGAGUUCAAAAGUAAAGAUGCAGCUGGACAAGUACGUGGUUCUCCAAAUGAGUUUGCCGGCAUAGGUCCAACAUCUCCCAUGCUUUGGCUAGCAAGAAGGUUUGCUAUCUUAUCAGGACCAACAAUCCCUAUCAUUGGAGAGGGGAAUGAAGAGGCAAAUGAUAGGUAUGUAGAGCAACUUGUUGCAAGUGCAGAGGCUGCAGUUGAGGAAGUUAUUCGCCGGGGUGUGGCUCAUCCAGACAAAAUUGCUGUUGGUGGUCAUUCCUAUGGGGCUUUCAUGACUGCAAAUCUCCUUGCUCAUGCACCUCAUCUUUUCUGCUGCGGGAUUGCCCGCUCUGGAGCAUAUAACAGAACGCUUACACCAUUUGGCUUCCAGAACGAGGAUAGGACACUUUGGGAGGCCGUUGAUACCUAUGUUGAAAUGAGCCCAUUUAUAUCGGCUAAUAAGAUUAAGAAGCCUAUCUUGCUUAUCCAUGGAGAAGAAGACAACAAUCCAGGAACCUUGACAAUGCAGUCAGAUCGUUUCUACAAUGCAUUGAAAGGUCAUGGUGCACUUUGUCGCUUGGUUAUUCUUCCAUUUGAGAGCCAUGGCUAUGCAGCACGAGAGAGUGUGAUGCAUGUCCUCUGGGAAACUGAUAGGUGGCUGCAAAACUACUGUGUGACGGCUAAUUCAUCAGAUGCUGGUGAAGACCCUAAUGAGCAUGAAGAAGAUGCAAGCUGCAGCAUAUCAGAUGGAGAAAGUAAAGUUGGUGCAGCUGGAGGAGUUGCAGAGCGGCCAGAUCAUGAAAUUGAUAAAAUUCACACCAUGCACAGGUCUUCAUUGUGAUACAAUUGAUAUGAUCCAGAAAAACUGAUACUCUAAAGCUCUUGAAGCUUAAAGUGGAUCAACUGUAGUUAACCCUACAGGUGAAAUGCAGCUUAAGUUCUAUGAUAUAGCUCCACUAACCAAAUACUUGUAUGUACCAAAUAAUUGAGGUUCUUCUCUUCUAAAAUGAUCUUUGCCAAAAAGGGGCAGUCCAUUACCCUCUUCAGGAUUUUGCUUUGGGUUCAUCAGCAAAUAUUUAUUGCCGGGAAGCAAAUAAGUGGAUUGAAGUUAAUAAUAUUUAUCGUCAUUGAUUUAUGCUUUUGUA